CGAGGUUUCACUUUUCAUUUCAGUUUCAUUUAUUUCAUGUCUAUAAGCCUGUUGGCAAUUUAGCCACAGGCAGUAAACCAAAUCUAAUAUGUAACAACAUUACAUGCACAUGCCAUUCUAUAUGCUAACAAAGUGACAAAAUAUGCAAUAAGCAGGCAAGCAAUGGGACAUGAGAUAAGCAACCACUAUAAAAGAAACUGUAAGAACUAUUUUAACAUGGACAUUGCUAACCGAAUGGAAUUGCUGAAAUUGUUAAGUCUUUUAUUAUAAGUCUAUGACGUGUCUACUUUUAUAUUAUUCAUUAAUUUGGGUAAUGCGCUAAAUACUGGAAACAGCUUUUUGAUUAGUAGCUAGUGAUGAAUCAUGAAAUUCCUUCCCUUGUUAGCACAGCAUGCAUUUUGUAUGUGUGUGUGUUAGUGAAGGUGUAUCCAUAUAUCUUAGAUGCUAAAAAAGAAACUUAUGUCAGCUAAACCUAAACUUGUAUUAAAUGAGUGAUCAAACACUUCAUUGACACAACUACACAUUUCUGUUGGCUUGCUGUUUCAAUGGGCAUUUUAAAAGUCUAUUUUCUUUUCAAUUUGUAAAAAUUUAAUCAUAAUGAAUUUUUUUAAAAUAAAUUUUGGAAAGUUUAAAAUUUGGGUAGGGGGAGAAAAAUUAAGGUUUAAGUGAAGACCUGCGUUGCCACAAGUUAUUGCCCCUUUUACAACCAUUUAUUGGUUGAUUGGUCAAAGCCUUAAUUAUUCACAAAAUGAUGAUCAGUACGAAUAAUGAUGUGCCAUGAAUAUCAAUAUAUUGGUACAAACAUGAUAAAAGUAUAUAACCGCAAUAUAGUUGCUCCAAAACUGAGGGAGUAUAGUAUGACAAAGCAAAGAAUAUACAAAAGCUGCAAAAAAUUAGCAUUUUAUCCUAACAUAGACUUAUCACACUCAUGGCAACCCCAUGCAUUCACCUCUCAGAAUUGGACAUGUUUUCACUUCCAUAAAUACACUGCAGCUCUACAAAACUCCAUUCUUAUAUGAGCUGCAAGGUAGAAAGUCUCCACUCACAAAAAUCCUCAAGAUUCAUCUUUUCCAGCAAAAGCAAGCAUUAAAAAAUGAAUGUUUUAUGAUCACAUUAGGGCGGUCACGUAAAACCAGUAAUCGUCUCUCGCGCGAGCGCAGGUGUGUUUGUGUUUAUGCGGGUGGGCGGCACUGCCCUCACCUGCAAGCACAUCUCGUUCGUGGACGAGAUUCUCGCUCUUCCAAAAUGGCGUCUCGUAGCCAUGUGGACGUGAAUGAAAGACGACUUCGACCUAUCUAUGAUUGUUUAGACAACGGCAACAAUCGCAAGGCUAUCCAGGAAGCAGAUAAAGUGCUUAAAAAGCAGAAGGAUUUUCAAUGUGCAAAGGUGCUUAAAGCUUUAGCACUGCUGAGGUUAGGGCGGCAAGAUGAAAGCUCAGUUUUGCUACAAGAGGUACAUGAACAGCACCCAGUUGAUGAACCCACUCUUCAGGCUAUGUCUAUCUGCUAUAGGGAGGUGCACAAAUUGGAGGCCAUAGCAGACAUGUAUGAGAAUGCCUAUAAGGCUCGACCAGACAAUGAAGAAGUUCUGUCUGCUCUCUUUAUGGCGCAUGUAAGACUGGGAAACUAUAAAAAACAACAUCAAACAGCAAUGGCAUUGCACAAGCUGCGGCCACAGAAAAACCCUUACUACUUCUGGGCAGUAAUGUCAAACGUCAUGCAGGCUCACAGUGAUAGUAAGCUUGCCAAGACCAUGUACCUACCUCUGGCUGAGCGUAUGACCAAAAAAUACAUUGAAGAAGGCAAGAUUGAUGCAGAAGCAGAGGUGCUGUUGUACUUGAUGGUCCUUGAGCUGCAGGAGAAGUGGCAAGAAGCUGUUGAGUUGUUAGAAGGACCCCUUGGUGAACGAGUUGUCAGUGAGUUAAAUCAACGUGCCACAAAGCUUGCAGAACUUCAUUGCAAGCUUGGAAACUGGGAAAAAGCCAACGUUUUAUACAGAAAUCUUCUCAAAGAAAAUCCAGACCACUGGAAGCACUGGCUGAAGUAUUUGAACACAGUUUUUCAACUCAUAGAUACAGGAUAUGCCCAGCCUUCAUGUAGCAAAGAGGGUGAUGGGGACAGAACAGACAAGGUGGACUGUAGCUUAGAGGAAGUGAUGGAAUUCAUUAACCAGCAAACAAAACAGAACAAAGGAGGAAUAUUGCUGAGAGGUCCAUAUCUUGCCCAAAUGGAGCUGGUUCGAAUCCUACAGGAGAGGAGAUCUGAACUGCUGAAAUUGGCUGGUCCACCAAGUGAACUUUUCCAGCAGUAUUUUGAACUGUUUGGCAGCAAGCCAUGCUGUGCAGCAGAUCUCAAAAUGUAUUUUUGUCUUCUAACUCCUGAAGAGCUGCAAGCUCUUAUAGACAAGUUUACAGACUCAUUGGAGCUGUCUGACAAAUCUCCCACUUAUGCAAGUGAACCCAAGCAUAUAUGUAGGCACAUUACAGUGCUGCAAUUGUCACGAUGUGCGGGUGUCUAUGCCAGACAGUCUGUUGAAGAAUUGUUGAAUGUAUCAAAAGAUCUCAUACUACGUUAUCGUAAAGGAUUGGAGUUUGGUAAAGACCUUUUGUCUACAGACCUUCAGCCUUCUGAUCCCUACUUAUUAUUUGCUGCUUAUCUAUUGGUCGAUCUUUGGCAGCGAACAGGGCAAGAACGAUAUCUUUGGCAGGCUGUGGUGCAAUUGGAAUUGGGAGUUCGUCGCAGUCCAGCAAACUUUCAGUUCAAGUUGCUUCUCAUGCGCUUAUAUGUUGAGAUGGGUGCCUUUGGGCCUUGCCCCCCCUUGUGGAAUGGAAUGGACAUGAAACACAUUAUGAAUGAUUCAUUAGGAUAUUUUGUAUCCAAUCAUGUGGGUCGCCUUGGGCAUUUUCUGGCUGCCUGUGCUAUGUUUGGAACAAUGCUGCGUUUUUUCUCCGUCAAUCAUAAAGAGACCACAGAAUACUUGUUGGCAUCAUACAAGUAUGGAUCUUUUGGAAAGAUUCGGGAGUUUGUUGACUUCCGUGAAAAGUUGCAGAGAUCAUUUCAGUAUAAAAGUGCAGCAACUGAGCGGCUGCUGCUUGACUUGAUUCUGGAGACUAAUAGCCACACUGGAACAGAGCAAAUGUUAACCUACAUUGAAGUUGAUCCCAGUAAAGAGAGAUUUGUGCUGAGUGAGCUGAGUGAUAAUCGUGAUUUCAGCGUAAUGACCUGCUGGGACCCUCCCUCUCAAUUCAGGAUAAGGGAUCAGGAGAUGUCCUUCAAAGAAGAGAUAGCCUGGCUACACUGCAGAGAUCUGAUAUUGCGCAUACUCGUGGCGGCAGUCAUGGCUGGCAGGGAGGCCACUCAGAGUACCCGUAAUGGCACAGCUCAUGGGGACAGUCACCAGCCAGACCUCACUAAUGGCACCAAUGAUGCGCCAAAUCUGGCGGGUAUGGCACGUGUUGUCCGAGAACUUCUGCCCAGAUUUGUCAACCACACAGAUGCUUGCAGCAAAGAGUUUGCUGAUCCCAGAAUUUAUUCUUUGCAAGGACCAUUCAGGACACGUCUGUCAGCCUACCUUGAGGGAAAACAUCACAUACUAUUCGCUCGGGUGGUUGAAUGCUUCCUUAUAAUUUAUGACCUGCAAGACAAUGGGCUAAGCAACCCAGACAACAAAGAUAGUGAAAUUCUGAAGACACCAGUGACGGACAUCUUGCAGACUCUGGUGGAGCGGUCCAAGUGCAGCCUUGUGAAAGAAGAGGAUGGCCAUGCCUCUAUCAAUGUGGCUCUCUUUGAACACUUGGUCAUGAGCACAGAGUCUAUAUCAUACAUAUCAACUUUGAUGGGGGUAUGCAGUCACCUACUAAAGCCCCUCAAGGCUGCUUGGUCCAAGCAGACACGAAAGAAGAAGGGACAGAAAGCUCCAGAGCAGCCGGCAGUGUUUGACAAGUUCACAGCACUUAUUGAGGAGCUGCAAGCUGCUGCCAAAUCCCUGCAUCAUGCAGCCACACAGUUUGAUCCUGUCUUCAUGGCACUUGACCUGAGUGCCCUGUCUCUGACAGAGUCUCUUACAGACACAGAGGAAGAAAAGCUUUGCGAGAAAGCUGUGUGGAGUAAAGUGGAACGCAGCUUUCAGCAGUCCUCACAUGAAAUCUGUGAACUGCUGCAUAAUAAGUUGCAGUACUUGCACACCUGUCACAUCUAACUGUAGGACAGCAGUGGAUGAGAUCAGAGUUGUGGGCUUUGCCUGCCACCCGUGAUCCUUCCCUUAUAUUAUCCUCCUUCGUCUCAUCACAAGGCAACCUGUUUAUGAUGAACGUGACAGAAUUUCUGGACUGACUUUUUGUUUCAGAUGGUACCAACUUUUCUGUCAGCACCCAUUUGAGACCUGAAGGACUUUUUUUUAGCUCUGACUCUGAAGGAAUGUGUGUGUUUGUGUGCGCACAUGUUUAGGCACAUGCGUGUGCAAAUGAGGGAAUGAAGAGUAAAGAAAGUGCACUAAGGCUCAUCUGCAUUCAUCAGCACAAUUUUUUUUCCCAAGAUGCUUCCUGAUUUCAGAUUUAUGAGGUAGUCCGUCAUUUUCAGUGGGGUUAAAGUGUACAGAUAAUAAUUUUACACCAGGAAUCUGAUGUAUUAAUAUGAGUAAAUUUUUUUUUUUGUUGUUGUUUUUUUUUUGGUAUAAUGAAAAAGAAUGAUCCCGUGAGCUCUUACCAGCCCAAGCUCUCAUCAGAGUGAGUGUCGAGAUCACCAUGUGAUCAUCCAUUUUCUAUCUCAACCAUCUUCUGCCUCCUUUCUGGAAUUCCUCCCUUGCCUCCAAAUGCACAUUGUUGCAGCAGUGCUUGUUGGAGGUUGUGUUUUCCAUAGGAUUGUUAAAGUCUAGGUACCUCUUCAGUGUCCAUUUAUUUAGAGUCAAAUCAUUGAGUUGUAGACAUGUCAGAAACAUGUACCAGCUUUAACCUUUUAAAAUAAAACACAAACUGUAUCUUAGUAAUUUGUUUCCUGGCCAAUUAUUGUUUGUUCUUGUUCAGAAAAUACAGUCGCACAUGUUAGUGUAACUUCAACCCUGAAAUAGAGGCAACAAUAUUUGUGGAUGUUUUGGUUGUUGGUAGGAAUAAGAAACCUGAUUUUGCAACCAUUGUCCCUGCACCCAGACCAUCAUAACAAAGCACGGCCAGUCAACCAUCAUGAAGUUCUUCGAGUGUUUUUCUUCUUUAACUUUUGUGUCUGAAACAUAUUUUGUAAAUGAAUUAAAUCCUUCAGCUAGCGAUAUAAAAAAUUCUCAAGAUUUUUUUCUUGAUAGAUUCUGGAUAGUCACAAUUAUUGUUGCAGAUAAGUUUCUGAUAAAACAAUGCUUGCUUCAAACUGCUUUUUGUGCAAGACUCUAUUACCACACACUAAUGCACACCAAAGACAAAGCAUUGUCGCUGUGGGGGCAGAAACUGCACUGUGAGUGUGUCAACAGUUGCAAAGGAUAUGUACCCUAAAUGGUAAUAAUUUGUAGAUGUUGAUGGUAGACAAAUGGCUGACAGGAAUACAUGUUGCCUGAUCGGUAACCAGUUAGGUGUCUUCCAAAUUGUGCAUGAAUUGACUGAUUAAAAUAGAAAUCCUUUAGAAGGUUUUUGAAUUUUUUCCCCCAUUAGAGUUAUGUUUAGUCUGAAAUAUCUUAAGUGAGGACUACACCACAUAUGUAUAAUAAUGAAGGGAACUGGGAUGUCUUCACUUAUUUUUGUUAAAUAAGGUGGUUUUUUUAAGGAAUUACACAUUUACUGGAAAAAUACAUUGCUGCUAUAUAUGCAAAAGUGCCUGCAUUAAUGUGCACAAGUGCUUGUGGAUGUACAGACUUGUUUGCAUGUUAUUACUUGUUCAUACAUAUGUUGACUGACACUGCAUAUGUACACACAAAGUAUUCUAGAAAAAAAGAUGGUCUGUACUUUUAGUAAAUGCAAAAGCAGUGCUGACUGUUUGUUCUUAUCACAGACUGGCAUCUGUGGUAACUGGUCAGUUAACAUAACAUGUUAUGAACAUCUGUAGCUAAUUUUACAAUGGGAGGGAGAAGGCCACAGUUUGAGAAGCAUAGCAACAUGGUUCUUGCUUGGUGUGUACACAGGGUGUGCAUGCAGUUCAUGUGCUUGUGGCUAUAUGUGUUAUAUACCUGUGUGUGUGAGAGAGAGAGAGUCUGUAUCAUGGAGGAUUAAAACUGGUAAAACUCCUACAGAUAUAAAUACAGCACUGGCUCUUUCAGUCCCUUUUUUCCCCUUCAUUGCUCAUUUUCUCUUUCAACAUAUUAAAAAUUAAACUUGUUUGUGACUGGUCAGAACUGCAUAUAGAAUUGUUUUUAGUCAUAUAAUGUUUAUAAAUAAUACACAGUCAAAUUGAAUAUGUUAUUACAAUAGUAGUAAUAAUAAUGUGCACAUGUAGUUCAGAAGGGGAAGAAGAGACAUUAUUGUAAAACUGUGGCUUUAAGGAAGAACUUUAUGUAGUGUACACAGCUUGAAUUGCAGUCCUUUGGGCUGCUUUUCAUUAACAUGGCUUUAUAUAGCAGAAUCAUUUUCAUCAUAUCUGAUCUUGAGACAUAAUAGUGCCGGUUUUUCUCAUUCUUUUCAAACCAUAAAACAUUUUACAAGAUAAAAACAAGAAUGAGCAAGUAUUAGCAGGGAACACGCUAACUGCUGUUUUUUCUUUGGCAGCAUAUAAAGUAUGUAAGCUUGUGUUUUUGCAUGAGUGUGUGUGUGUUAAAUACCUACUCAAGAAUGUUGGUGCAAUCAUUCUGCUUAAAAUGCAGGUAGGAGGAUUUGUUUAUCAGCAAUGAGAGGACAAGAUUAGUGUUCUUUCGCUUAUUUCUUUCUCUCUUUCUUCCCUCCCCAGCACCGAGUGCCCCUUCUGAAUGGCCAGUCUUAAUUAAGCUCGAUUUCUCCAGCAGAAGAAACUAAUAUUGUAGAGGUGUGUGAUAUAGUACAAAAUAUUUUGAAAUUACUCAUCCACAAUUGUUUUAUCAUAAUCACAAUAAUGCUGUCUCCUCACACUAGCUAAUAAUAAGAUUAAUCAGGAUACCCAUUGAACCUAAUACCAUAGGCAAAGCUAGGCUUGCUACAAAGGAGACCGAUUUAAAACUAGUUAAAAGUAAAUUAUAAUUAUGUGUGUUCUAAUGUGUACACAUGUAUAGUACCAGGAACCUACAGGACAAAUGGACGCUUUUCCUCUCUGCACUCUCAGCGUGAUCACUUGUGUUCUGGCAUGCAGAAUUUUACAAAAAAAAUUUUCCAAGCAUCAUUUGUAUCAUUGGUAUGUAUUUUGGUGUGAUUUCCAAUGUCUGAAACAGCAGGUGUAUGGUUCAUUAUGGCAUAUGAGUAACCAUUGGCAUGUUGAUGUUUGAGAGUCACAGAGUGGAAAAUGAGUUAUGUCUUAUUUAAUGUGAAGCAAGUGUGUAUCUGUAGGAUGAUGUUUUGUACUAUACCACAAUGGCACCGAACACUCUGUUUUACUAGCAUGUUGUUGGUGUAUUCAGCUGUUUGUUUGUACACCAGGUGUAGAAAGAGUUUACCUCACAGAACAGAUGGUACCUUGUUGGUUACCUGUGCUACUGUUUGGAGUUUGCUUCCUGCGUAGUGAUUCAGGUCGACGUGUUUAAAGAUUACUGAAGCAGCGUGCAGUUUUGUGUACAUCAUUUAUGAAUACAUUUUUACAAAGUGGA
Pomacea canaliculata is the source of this 7683-nucleotide messenger RNA. RefSeq names its product N-alpha-acetyltransferase 25, NatB auxiliary subunit-like. NCBI's taxonomy places the organism in Eukaryota, Metazoa, Mollusca, Gastropoda, Architaenioglossa, Ampullariidae. The record is from RefSeq and is a predicted model, not a curated record. Gene Ontology annotation, cellular component: NatB complex; cytoplasm. Gene Ontology annotation, biological process: N-terminal peptidyl-methionine acetylation. Gene Ontology annotation, molecular function: protein binding; protein-N-terminal amino-acid acetyltransferase activity.